AUGCCCUCAACCAAGAUGGCAGCAGAAGCAUCUGGUGCACAGGCUGCCAUGCGCGGCGGGCCGUACCACCGGGCGUCGGGGAUCGGGGCGGGGGCGGAGCGGACCAUCGGGGCUACCGGGAGCCAUGUUGGAGCUGCGGGAGGCGGCGGAGGCGGCGGCGGGGAUGCUGUGGCGGGGGCAGCGGGGGCCAGGGCAGUGGGCUCGGGCUGCACUGGCGGCGGAGUAGAUGGUGCCCGAGGGGCGGCGGGGGCGGGGGCGUGGAGCGACAGGGUGGGGGUCAGGGGACUGGGGUGGGGGCCCGGGCGGCGGCGGCGGCGGGGGGCAGCGGCGGCGGCGGGGGCCCGGGCGGUGGGGUGGGCCCGGAGCCAGGGAGAGGGACGGGGGCAGCAGAGGCCAGGCCGGGGGCGGGGGGCCAUGGCGGAGGGGCUGCCGUUCAGGGGGCUCCAGAGCCGGCCGCGGCUACUGCUGCUGCUCCUGUUCCUCCUCCUCUCUUUGUUCCCUCUCAGCCUGGAGGAGCCGGGGGGCAGCAGCGGCGAAGGCCGCGGUCUCAGGGCCCGAGAAGAAGCGGCCAAGGGACCCGGGGAACAGGGCGCCCAUGGAACCUUAGCUCUUUGUCCCGAGAUUCGUGGAGCCCUGGAGGCUGUUGGCGGCGUUGGUACAGCCUUCCCCCGGAACCCUACGACCCCGGAGGGACAGCGGCUUGGGGAGGGAGGAAAGACUGGCCCACGAACUAGAAGCGGUGGCCAUGUCUCCUCAGGGCUCCCCAGGAGUGGCCGGGGGACCUUGGGUCUGCGCCAUACCGAACAGGGUCCUCAGCCCCGGGAGGGGUCCCUGGGGACAGGCCCUAGGGAGGAGCGGCCGGCGGGACCGGGAUCCGGGCCCCUACUAUGUUGGGCUCGGGAGGUCAUAUCUUGCAGGAGGCCGGGUCCAGGGCGCUGUCUAGUAUCUGGGGGUCAGUCCCCAGGGCCCUUGGCCUCUGGGAGGGGAGGCCCGCCCCAUGCCGGCAGUCUUUCUGCAGCUCUUCCCUCCAGGCUCCGCUUUCCCAGAUCCUCUCAGGCUUCAGAGCCUGGUCAAAAAGUGCAUGGAAGCGGACGGGAGCAGCUGGGGACUUUGCAGGCUGUGAGCUGUGGCAACGAAGCAUCCCGGCUACGGCGAGCUGGAGAGCCGGCUUCAGCACCACGAGCUUCGGGGACAGCUCCCGAGACCUUCGCCCAGCGCAGGCGCCUCCGCCCGCGCGGCUUGCUCUGCUGUGCGCCCCCCAGCGUUCCCCUUGCCCGUUCCCGACGUGCAGCGAACCGCCACCCUCACUUUCCCCAGUACAAUUACCAAGCACUGGUGGCGGAGAACCAAGCACCCGGCACUCCCGUGCUGAGCGUGGCGGCCCAGGACCCGGACGCAGGGGAGGCCGGCAGGCUGAUCUACUCCAUGGCGGCGCUCAUGAACAGCCGCUCCAUGGAACUGUUCCGCAUUGAUGCCGCCAGCGGCCUCAUUAGCACUGCCGAGCCACUGGACCGCGAGAGCAUGGACCUACACUACUUCCGAGUGACAGCUCUGGAUCACGGCUCUCCGCGCUUGUCUGCCACUACCAUGGUGGCUGUCACGGUGACUGAUCGCAACGAUCAUUCACCGGUAUUCGAGCAGACAGAGUACCGGGAGACAAUUCGGGAGAACGUGGAGGAGGGGUACCCUAUACUGCAGUUGCGAGCCACUGACGGGGAUGCAGCUGCAAAUGCCAAUAUCCGGUACCGUUUUGUGGACGCACCUGCUGCACAAGCUGUCUUUGAGAUUGACCCUCGUUCAGGCCUCAUUACCACUAGCGGUAGAGUGGACAGGGAGCAGAAGGAAAGCUAUGAGCUGGCUGUGGAGGCCAGUGACCAGGGCGGGGAGCCAGGGCCCCGUUCUGCCACUGUGCGUGUGCAUAUCACUGUCCUAGAUGAGAAUGACAAUGCCCCCCAGUUUAGUGAGAAACGAUACCUGGCCCAAGUAAGGGAGGAUGUGCGUCCACAUACGGAGGUGCUCCGAGUUACAGCCACAGACCUCGACAAGGACACUAAUGCCCUGGUUCAUUACAACAUCAUCAGUGGCAAUAGCCGGGGUCACUUUGCCAUUGACAGUCUCACUGGUGAGAUCCAGGUGGUGGCCCCACUAGACUUUGAGGUAGAGCGAGAAUAUGCCCUGAGGAUCCGAGCUCAGGAUUCAGGGAGGCCUCCUUUAUCCAACAACUCUGGCCUUGCCAGUAUUCAGGUGGUGGACAUCAAUGAUCAUGCUCCUAUCUUUGUCAGCACCCCCUUUCAGGUGUCUGUACUAGAAAAUGCCCCUCUGGGCCACUCAGUCAUUCACAUCCAAGCUGUGGAUGCUGACCACGGGGAGAAUGCUCGGCUGGAAUACAAAUUGACUGGCAUGGCCCAGGACACACCCUUUGUAGUCAACAGUGCCACAGGCUGGAUUACAGUAAGUGGGCCCCUGGACCGGGAAUCUGUAGAGCAUUACUUUUUUGGGGUGGAGGCUGUGGACCAUGGUUCACCCCCACUUUCUGCCUCAGCUAGUGUUACCAUUACUGUCAUGGAUGUGAAUGACAAUCGACCAGAAUUCACCCAGAAGGAGUACCACCUUCGGUUGAAUGAGGAUGCAGCUGUGGGCACCAGUGUCCUUAGUGUGACUGCUGUAGACCGUGAUAUCAACAGUGCUAUCAGCUAUCAGAUCACUGGGGGCAAUACCCGGAACCGUUUUGCUAUCAGCACACAGGGGGGUAUGGGACUGGUCACAUUAGCCUUGCCAUUAGACUAUAAGCAGGAGAGAUACUACAAGCUGAUAUUAACUGCUUCAGACCGCACCCUCCAUGACAACUGCUAUGUGCAUAUCAACAUCACUGAUGCCAAUACUCACCGGCCAGUCUUCCAAAGUGCCCACUAUUCAGUCAGUGUGAAUGAAGACAGGCCUGUGGGCAGCACAGUUGUGGUCAUCAGUGCCACAGAUGAUGAUGUGGGUGAAAAUGCUCGAAUCACGUACCUCUUGGAGGACAACCUUCCCCAGUUUCGAAUUGAUGUAGACUCUGGAGCUAUCACGCUGCAGGCUGAGCUAGACUAUGAGGACCAAGUGACUUACACGCUUGCCAUAACGGCCAAGGACAAUGGUAUCCCUCAGAAGGCUGAUACCACCUAUGUAGAGAUCAUGGUCAAUGAUGUGAAUGACAAUGCCCCCCAGUUUGUGGCCUCUUACUACCCUGGUGUCAUUUCUGAAGAUGCUCCUCCCUUCACCAGUGUGCUGCAGAUCUCAGCUACUGACCGAGAUGCCCAUGCCAAUGGCCGGGUCCAGUACACCUUCCAGAAUGGUGAGGAUGGUGAUGGUGACUUCACUAUUGAGCCCACCUCAGGUAUUGUCCGAACAGUACGGCGGCUAGAUCGGGAGAGUGUUCCCGUGUAUGAACUAACUGCCUAUGCUGUGGACCGGGGUGUUCCCCCACUUAGGACCCCUGUUAACAUUCAAGUGACUGUCCAGGAUGUUAAUGACAAUGCCCCAGUUUUCCCGGCAGAAGAGUUUGAGGUCAGGGUGAAGGAGAACAGCAUAGUAGGAUCAGUAGUGGCCCAGAUCACUGCCAUUGACCCUGAUGAGGGCCCUAAUGCCCAGGUCAUGUAUCAGAUUGUAGAGGGUAACAUCCCAGAACUCUUCCAGAUGGACAUCUUCUCUGGAGAGCUGACAACUCUCAUUGACCUGGACUAUGAGACACGACCUGAGUAUGUGAUUGUGGUGCAAGCAACCUCAGCUCCCCUGGUCAGCAGGGCCACUGUCCAUAUCCGCCUCAUUGACCAGAAUGACAAUAGCCCUGUCCUCAAGAACUUCCAAAUUCUUUUCAAUAACUAUGUGUCCAACCGGUCCAAUACUUUUCCAUCUGGGAUCAUUGGGCGGAUCCCAGCCUAUGACCCUGAUGUCUCUGACCGCCUUUUUUAUACCUUUGAGCGAGGCAAUGAACUAGAGCUGCUUGUAGUAAACCAGACCAGCGGGGAGCUUCGACUCAGCCGGAAGUUGGAUAAUAAUCGUCCACUGGUGGCUUCCAUGCUUGUGACAGUAACAGAUGGUCUCCACAGCGUGACCGCGCAGUGCGUGUUGCGGGUCACCAUCAUCACGGAGGACAUGCUGGCCAACAGCCUGACGGUGCGCUUGGAGAACAUGUGGCAGGAGCGCUUCCUGUCCCCGCUGCUGGCCAGCUUCCUGGAGGGAGUAGCCACCGUGCUGGCCACGCCCAAGGAGGACGUGUUCAUCUUUAACAUCCAAAACGACACGGACGUGGGCGGGUCAGUGCUCAAUGUGAGUUUCUCGGCGCUGGCGCCGGGAGGGGGCGCCCCCGGGGCAGGUGGUGGCGGGGGCCCCUUCUUCAGCUCCGAGGAGUUGCAGGAGCAGCUGUACGUGCGCCGGGCCGCCCUGGCUGCCGCCUCGCUCCUCGACGUGCUGCCCUUCGACGACAACGUGUGCCUGCGGGAGCCCUGCGAGAACUACAUGAAGUGCAUCUCCGUCCUGCGCUUCGACUCGUCCGCGCCCUUCCUGGCCUCCGCCUCCACCCUCUUUCGGCCCAUCCACCCCAUCGCCGGCCUGCGCUGCCGCUGCCCGCCCGGCUUUACAGGCGACUACUGCGAGACCGAGAUCAACCUGUGCUACUCCAACCCGUGCCGCAACGGGGGCGCCUGCGCGCGUCGCGAGGGCGGCUACACGUGCAUCUGCCGCCCACACUUCACAGGUGAGAACUGUGAACUGGAUAGCAGAGCUGGUCGAUGUGUGCCCGGUGUCUGCCGAAAUGGUGGGACUUGCACCAAUACACCUUCUGGUGGCUUCCGUUGCCAGUGCCCAGGGGGCGGGGGCUUCGAGGGGCCCUACUGUGAGGUAGCUGUCCGAUCCUUCCCUCCUAACUCCUUCCUCAUGUUCCGGGGCCUGCGCCAAAGAUUUCACCUCACUCUCUCCCUCUCGUUUGCCACAGUGCGGUCCCAUGGGCUCCUCUUCUACAAUGGCCGCCUCAAUGAGAAACACGAUUUUCUUGCUCUGGAAAUUAUUGCAGGACAAGUGAGGCUCACCUACUCCACGGGGGAGUCAAGCACAGUAGUGAGCCCCAUAGUGCCCAGUGGUGUGAGUGAUGGGCAGUGGCAUACAGUGCAGUUGAGAUACUACAACAAGCCCCGGACCAGUGCCCUAGGAGGGGUUCAGGGCCCUUCCAAGGACAAAGUGGCUGUGCUGAGCGUGGAUGAGUGUGACACCCCCGUGGCCCUGCAGUUUGGGGCUGAGAUCAACAACUACUCCUGUGCAGCUGAGGGUGUCCAGACCAGCUCCAAGAAGUCACUGGAUCUGACCGGACCCUUGCUCUUGGGUGGUGUUCCCAACCUGCCUGAGAAUUUCCCUGUGUCCCACAAGGAGUUUGUAGGCUGCAUGAAAGAUUUGUUUAUUGACAGCCGCCGUGUGGAUAUGGCAGCUUUUGUGGCCAACAAUGGCACCACUCCUGGCUGCCAGGCCAAGCGUGCCUUCUGUGUCUCCAGCCCCUGCCAGAAUGGUGGUACCUGCUCUGAUGGCUGGGCUGGCUUCCGAUGUGAUUGCCCUGUGGGCUUCGGGGGAAAAGACUGUGGGCUUGCCAUGGGCCAUCCCUACCGUUUCCAUGGCAACGGAGCCCUGAGCUGGGACUUUGGGAGUGAAGUGACUAUUUCGGUGCCCUGGUACCUGGGGCUGGCAUUCCGGACACGGGCACCACAUGGGGUCUUGCUGCAGAUUCAGGCCGGACAGCACAAUUCCCUCCUGUGCCAGCUGGAGAAAGGACUCUUGUCCUUGGCGGUGGACAGGGGCUCUGGCCGAACCACCCGCUUUCUGCUGGACCAGGUGACGCUCAGUGACGGGCGGUGGCAUGACAUCCGUCUGGAGCUGCAGGGCGGACAAGCUGGGCAGCCUGGGCACUAUCUUCUCACGGUCACGGUGGAUUUCGGCCUCUUCCAGGACACCAUGACGGUGGGGAGUGAGCUGCAUGGGCUGAAAGUGAAGCACCUCCACGUUGGGGGCCUGCUGAAGGCCCAUGAUGUCCAUCGGGGCCUUGAUGGAUGUAUCCAGGGAGUGUGGCUGGGCACCAUGCCAUCAGGGGCCCCAGCCCUCCCUCCACCCAGUAGUAAGAUGAAUGCAGAGCCAGGCUGCAAUGUGCUCAGCCCCUGUGCCUCCAAGCCCUGCCCCCUGCAUGCUGACUGCCGGGAUGAGUGGCAGACCUUCUCCUGCGUCUGCCACCCAGGUUACUAUGGGAAGGCCUGUGUGGAUGCUUGCCACCUGAAUCCCUGUAAGAACAAGGGUUCCUGCCAGCGGCGGGCAGGAGCACCUCAUGGUUACGCUUGUGAAUGUGAGGAUGGCCACUUUGGACCUCACUGUGAGCAUAGAAUGGACCAACAGUGUCCUCGGGGCUGGUGGGGGAGCCCAGCCUGUGGCCCCUGCAACUGUGAUGUCAACAAGGGCUUUGAUCCAGAUUGUAACAAAACCAAUGGGCAGUGUUAUUGUAAGGAGUUCCAUUACCGACCCCGGGGGAGUGACACCUGCCUCCCCUGUGACUGCUAUCCUGUGGGCUCCUCUUCACGCUCCUGCUCCCAGGAAAGCGGGCAGUGCCCCUGCCGGCCUGGAGUCAUUGGCCGGCAGUGCAACAGCUGUGACAGCCCCUUUGCUGAGGUCACCGCCAGCGGCUGCCGGGUGCUCUAUGAUGGAUGCCCCAAGUCACUGAAAGGUGGUGUGUGGUGGCCACAGACCAAGUUUGGGCUGUUGGCCAUGGUACCUUGCCCCAAAGGCUCCCUGGGUUUGCGGGGAGCAGGUGCCGCCAUCCGACGCUGUGAUGAGGACAAGGGGUGGCUGGAGCCAGACCUCUUCAACUGUACCUCACCUGCCUUCCGGGAACUGGGCCUGCUGCUGGAAGAUCUAGAGCGCAAUGAAACAGAGCUGGACACCAUUGAGGCCAAGAAGUUGGCCCAAAGGCUUCGUGCAGUAACCGGCCAGACUGAGCGAUAUUUCGGCAAUGAUGUCCACAUUGCUGCCCGACUUCUGGGCCGGCUCCUGGCCUUCGAGAGUCAUCAGCAGGGCUUUGGGCUAACUGCCACACAGGAUGCCCACUUUAAUGAGAAUCUACUCUGGGCUGGCUCAGCUGUGCUGGCCCCUGAGACCUGUAAGCUGUGGGAUUCUCCAUGGCCACAAGCCCUAGGUGGGACCCCAGCCCCAGGGGCCAGCGCAGGCCUCAUCGAGCAGCUGGAGGAGUACACAGCAACAUUGGCCCAGAACAUGGAGCUCACGUACUUGAACCCCGUGGGCCUGGUGGCACCUAAUAUUAUGCUCAGCAUUGAUCGAAUGGAACUUCCUGUUCCCACUGUGGGGGGUCAUCGAUAUCCUCGUUACCACGGUAGCCUCUUCCGGGGCCAAGAUGCCUGGGACCCUCAUACACAUGUGGUGCUGCCCCCUCCAGUACCCCGGCCCCCACAGCCAGAAGCUCUGCCCACAGGUGGCAGCAGUGAUGCCAAUGGGACGGCCGAGAGCGUGGCAGGCCGAGGGGGCCCCCUGGAAGCAGAGCCGGGUCUCACCAUUGUCAUCCUCCUCAUCUACCGAACCCUGGGAGGGCUGCUCCCUGCCCGCUACCAGGCAGAACGCCGAAGCGUUAGGCUCCCCCGGAACCCAGUCAUGAACUCUCCAGUGGUCAGCGUGUCUGUGUUCAGGGAGCGAAGCUUCCUGCAGGGCGUUCUAGAGUCCCCUGUCACCUUGGAGUUCCGCCUGCUGCAGACGGCAAAUCGAAGCAAACCCCUCUGUGUGCAGUGGGAGCGGCCUAGCUCGAGUGACCCUUGGGGUGUGUGGACAGCCCGUGAUUGUGAGCUUGUGCACAGAAAUGGUACCCAUGUGCGCUGCCAGUGUUCCCGGCUUGGUACUUUUGGGGUGCUCAUGGAUGCCUCCCAUCGAGAGCGUCUGGAAGGUGACCUGGCCCUCCUGGCUGUGGUUACUCAUGUGACUGUGUCAGUGACUGUGGUUUCCUUGCUCCUGACUGUGGCUGUCCUGCUCAGCCUUCGAGGCCUCAAGUCUAACACCCGUGGGAUCCAUGCCAACGUGGCAGCUGCACUUGGCCUGGCUGAGCUGCUCUUCUUCCUGGGGAUUUACCGUACCCACAACCAGUUCCUGUGCACUGUGAUUGCCAUUGCCCUACAUUACCUCUUCUUGGGCACCUUCUCCUGGCUCUUUGUGCAGGGGCUGCACCUCUAUCGCAUGCAGGCAGAGGCUCGAAACGUGGACCUUGGGGCAAUGCCUUUCUACUAUGCGCUGGGUUGGGGUGUUCCAGCUAUCCUUCUGGGCCUUGCAGUGGGCCUUGACCCUGGAGGCUAUGGGAACUCAGACUUCUGUUGGAUUUCCAUCCAUGAUAAACUGGUCUGGAGCUUUGCUGGCCCCAUUGUCCUGGUCAUUUCGAUGAAUGGGGUCUUGUUCCUGCUGGUGGCAAGGAUGUCCUGCUCCCCUGGGCAGAGGGAGGCCAAGAGGAUGUCUGUGCUCUCCUUCCUACUGCUCCUGCUCAUCAGUGCCUCCUGGCUCUUCGGUCUCCUGGCAGUCAACCAUAGCGUCCUGGCCUUCCACUACCUCCACGCUGGGUUCUGCGGCCUUCAGGGCCCAGCUGUGCUGCUGCUCUUCUGUGUCCUGAAUGAGGAGACCCGAGGGGCUUGGACCUCAGCCUGUCUGGGCAGGAAAGCAGGAACGGAGGAGGCAAGGCCGACCCCGGGAACGGGCUCUGGUGCUUACAACAACACAGCCCUGUUUGAGGAAAGUGGCCUCAUCCGAAUCACUCUGGGUGCCUCCACGGUGUCUUCUGUCAGCAGCGCUCGGUCAGCCAGAACACAGGACGGUCAGCGGGGCAGAGGCGGCCUCCUCAGGGAGAAUGUUUUGGCAAAACAUGGCUCAGCUGCUGACCAUACUGACCAGAGCCUUCUGGCCCAUGGUGGGCCCACAGACCUGGACGUGGCCAUGUUCCAUCGAGAUGCUGGGGGAGGCAUGGGCUCAGACUCAGACAGUGACCUGUCCCUGGAGGAAGAUCGUAGCUUGUCCAUCCCAUCCUCAGAGAGCGAGGAUAAUGUCCGACCCCGUGGCCGAUUCCAGCACCCUCUUCGACGGGCGGCCCACAGUGAACGGCUCCUCACUCACCCAGCCAGCAGCACUCCCAAAGAUGUGGAUGGUAAUGACCUACUGUCCUACUGGCCUGCCCUGGGGGAUUGUGAGGUGCAUCCCUGCUCCCUGCAGACCUGGGGAUCUGAGCGUCGCCUGGGUCUGGAUACCAGCAAGGAUGCAGCCAAUAAUAACCAGACUGAACUGGCACUGACCAGUGGGGAUGAGAACACAAUCGGCCACACCCAGCUCAGCCACACCCAGCGACAGAGGAAAGGUAUACUGAAGAACCGGCUGCAAUACCCAUUGGCUCUCCAUGGGCUGCCUUCUGCCAGAGCUCGAGGGGCUCCUGAGCUGUCCUGGUACCGGUCCUCUACCUUGGGCCACCGGGCAGUACCGGCUGCCUCCUAUGGCCGCAUCUAUUCUGGCACAGGUAGCCUCUCCCAGCCAGCUAGUCGCUAUUCCUCUCGGGAACAGUUGGAUCUGCUGCUUCGUCGGCAGAUGUCUCGGGAACAGCUGGAGGAGGCCACCCCUCUUCCCACGUACUCCACUAGCCGCCAUGGCUCCCGGGAACAGUUGGAGAGGGUUCCUAGCUGUCAUAGCUCGCGGGAACACCUGGAGACCAUCCCUAGCCGCCAUGCCUCCCGGGAGCAUCUGGAGACUAUUCCCAGUCGCCAUGGCUCCCGGGAGCAUCUGGAGACCAUUCUCAGUCGCCAUGGCUCCCGGGAACAUCUGGAGAGCUCCAGCAGCCAACAUGGCUCCUGGGAACAUCUAGAAGCUUGUCUUGGUGGCCCAGAGCCAAGGUUCCGGGGUAGCACGCUGCCUCGAAGGCAGCCACCCAGGGACCAUCUGGAUGCCCUGGCCACCCGGUUUGGGUCCAGGGAGCCCUUGGACUCUGGGGCAUCUCAGGAGUGGCCAAGCCCACUGCCCCACCUCAGGGGCUCCAGAGACCAACUCUUGCCUACCAGUCAGAGGUCUCGGGAACAGCUGGAUUGUUUAGCUAGGAGCUCAAACUCUCCAGAACAGCUGGACAUGAGGCCCUGUCGGCAUCCAUCAAGGGAAAACCUGGAACCACUCUCUAGGCGGCUCCCAUCAAGGGAGAAUGUGGUGACUUGUCCAAGCAGGGCCCCUUCCACUGAACAGUUAGACAUCCUCUCCUCCAUUCUGGCCUCCUUCAACUCCUCAGCUCUCUCCUCCUCUGUGCAGUCCUCCAGCACACCUUCAGGCCCUCACACCACCGCUACGCCUUCUGCCACAGCCUCAGCACCGGGGCACUCCACACCUCGGUCAGCUACGUCCCAUAGUAUCUCAGAGUUGUCGCCAGACUCAGAAGUCACCAGAAGUGAGGGCCACUCCUGAGAAGCAGACAGCGGCAAAGGAGGAAUGAACAGAAUGAAAGGAGCAGGAGGUGGUUUGAAGGGAAGCACAGACAGAUAUCUCCAACACAAGUUUGGGGUCUCUUCUUUCUACCAGUCCUGGAUUAGACAGAGGAGAGUUUGGGGUGUCAGGAUCCUUUCCCCCUCUCCUCCGACAUUCAGCCCACUCGCUUGUGAGAGGAGGGGCUCCCACUGGCCCAUCCCAAACUGGAUCUUCCUUUCUGUAACACUUGGGCACUGUGUGUGCAUGAGUGUGCAUGCUGGUGCGUGUUUGGGGAGGGGCCAGGGCCUGGGAGGACUUUUAUAUAUUUUGUACCUUUGUAAUUAGAGAGAAAGAUGUCUAUCCUUAUUUUUAAGCUUUUCUGUCCCAUGACUUCCCUGGGCUAGGUUGAGCUGGUCUGGUCUGGGGAAAAGUGGUUGGAUUGGGAUAAAGUAAGGAGCUACCAGGGUCUGUGGUCUCCCUCCAUCCAUCCCAAGGCUCCAUUGCCCCCCAUCUUUCUGCAUUUAGCCUCCUCUCCCUGUGCCCCAGUGCCAAUGAUCCUUUCUUCAGCCUCAUCAGACUUUCCCUUUUCCCUUACUCCUGUGAAGUCCUUCACAUACCCUUCCUUGCAAGCUCCACCAUACCACAGGAUCAUCAUGGAGCUGGGAAGGACCUUAGAGAUCAUCUAAUCCCACCCCCCUAUUUUAUUGAGAGAGAAAGUGAUUUGCUUCAGAUCACACAGGUUGGUUACAUAGUGACAGAGUCAGGAUUUGAACCCAUGUCUUUUGGCUAUAAAUCCAGGACUCCUUCCAUUAUACUCCUUCUUUCCUGUUAGCCCACUCCUAUCCUGCCCUCUUCAGGGUCUCCCCUGAGGGCUGGGCCCCCUGCAAAGGAAGCCUUCCCCUUCAGCCCUUUCUCUCAUCUCAGAAGCUGGUGGGGGUGUGCCCAGCCUGUCUCUCUACCAUUCCUCACAUAUACUUGUUCAUAAGAUUUUUUUGAACAGUAAUUUCCUAUUUUGUUUUCUUCUCUAGUGGCCUGAGAGCCAAACUCCUCCUGAAGGAGAAUGCCCAGACCUCUAGAGCCUGCUCUAGGACAGAGAUUGAUGGAGGUGGUUCCUUCCUGGGCUGAGUUGAUGCCUCAGUCCUUUCUUGUAACUGAGCUUGACAGGGCAGGGGAGAACCUCUUCCCUGCCCCAGGACCCCCCACUUCCUGGCCUUCAGGUUAGGGAGGAGUGUGUUCUCAGACUCAGCUUGUGGAGGGGGUGAUAAACACAGACCAUCCCUAGGCCCCGUACUAAACUACAUGUAUGUAUGUAUUGUGGAGUCACCCUAACCCCCAUCCCCACCAUUUACUGCCUUAUAAUCCUCCGGGCCCAAGCGGAGUUCAAUAUUUAUUCAAGCAGCAGACAGAAUGUUUACAAAGCAAGGCUCGCCUUCCUCGAUUGUUGGGGUGGGGUGGAGGGGAAGGGCUCUGCCCCUUGGGGAGGGGGUGCCAGGCCUUUAUUCAGAUACAUUCCAUGGUGUCCUCCUCCUGCCUCCCAGGCUGGUCCAAGCUGCGAGAGACCCCUACACUCUGAAAUUGGGGAGGGGGUAGUGGUUCUUUCUUUCCCUCCCUUAGGGACAGGAGGGAAGGAAUGAAUAGUCUGGGAUGGAGUGGUUUGAUUUUCUCAUUCCCCUCCCCUCACCCCUCUGCCAGGCUGUUUAUGGUUGGAUGGGGGUACAAAUUGGGGACGACUACCUCCCCUAAUAUGUUUACAGGAAAUCCCUCAGGCUUAGUCCUCUGGUGACUCAGUUCUUCCUGUUUCUAUAUUUUCUUAAAAAGAGGAAACGUACUUGUUAGGGCUUCUUUCAUAAAGUGGGUUUUUUUUUGUUUACAGUAUGGAAUUUUGGACUUUGUUACUCUGUUUACAUUUUGGAACUAUGGGACUUUGUUUACAAUUUGGAACUUUGAAAUUUUUUUUACUUUGUUUAUGGUUAAGCUCUUUGGAUUUGCUACUUUGUUUACAAUUUAGAAUUUUGGACUUCAAGUUACUUUGUUUACAGUUAAGAAAGGGGGAGAGGGGCUUAGAUCUCAAGCUGGGGCUCUGCACUUGCCCCUUCCCCUAAAUGUCUGUCAGCCCAAAGGGCAUUCAUUCCCCCUUGCUUCAAGGCCCCGUGCAUGUGUUAUCCCCUGGCUCAUGCGGAACAGGGUGUUUUUGUCCUUAGAGGAAGAAGACUUUCUCCCUCUUACUUGAACAGCACAGUGCAGAUUUGGAGGGCCACCAUUUGCCAAGGAGAUUAAAAAGUCCCGUCACCUAUGAGUGCCAAAUCCCCUUCCAGCCACAUCCCUGGUCACCCAUUCAGCUUGUCUUCGUGCUCCCGCACUUCAGUGCUGAUUGUGCCCUAGGUUGGAGUGGGGGAACCGGGUCUGAGUGAGUGAUCCCUCAGAAAAAUAUGAUUCAGAGCUGGAAAGGCCCUCCGUGAUCAUGGAGUCCAACCAUCUCAUUUUACAGUGGGGAGCAGGGAGG
Phascolarctos cinereus (koala) is the source of this 12985-nucleotide messenger RNA. It is a transcript of the gene CELSR3, whose product is annotated as cadherin EGF LAG seven-pass G-type receptor 3. NCBI's taxonomy places the organism in Eukaryota, Metazoa, Chordata, Mammalia, Diprotodontia, Phascolarctidae. Gene Ontology annotation, molecular function: calcium ion binding; G protein-coupled receptor activity. The record is from RefSeq and is a predicted model, not a curated record. Gene Ontology annotation, cellular component: plasma membrane. Gene Ontology annotation, biological process: cell surface receptor signaling pathway; homophilic cell-cell adhesion; G protein-coupled receptor signaling pathway.